AUGGGUUCUCUGGAUUCUAGCGUGGGCUCCUUGGACCUUGUCAUGUACUGGGUGCUUUGUGUCCUGCUUUAUAAUGUGGGACAGGUGGCACCCCAGACAUGCCCGCUGGCCACGGACCCGGAGAAACUGACAUUUAAUGAGGUGGAAAACAAUCAGAAUUUUUCUAUUUCAAGAAGAGACGCUGAUGGUCUGGCUGGGAUCUAUAAGAUGCAGAGGCUGUUUCUGAAUGCAGUGCAGCCGAAUCCAUUCCCACAAGAAUUGCUGCGAGUGCUUCUCACAAAUAUCUCAUCCUUGGAACUUGGACCACUGGUGAAGUAUGAGGCGGGAUACGUGACAUGUGCUGUGAUCACACUUCUUUUCUUCCUAUUUAUGCUGGUGUUCGGGUUGACCUUCUGCAUCUUCCAGUGUCGCGGGAGAAGGAUCUUACCAUGUGAGGGAGGCCUCUGCAAGCCCACCCCAGUGUUCCUGGGUCUCCUCUACACCAUCUGCUUUGUGUUCGCUGGCUUAGUCUGCACUUUCUAUUUGAACCAGAAGACACAUAAUGAGGUUGGCACUGGGGUCCAGGACAUGAAAAGGACCUUGCAGGAUUUCCGAUUAUCUGUGACCAGCGUUCCCCAGGCAAUUGGACAAGUGGUUUCUGAAUUCUCUGUCCCUAAAGAAAAAGUUUUCGCUGAUCUGCAGAGCUUCAGUACAGUCAUUAAUCAAACUGUGAAUGCUAAACUUAAUGAUGAGAUCCGACCUCUCCUAGAAGCGGGGCUCCAGACAGCAAGAGACCUGGAAACUGCGGCUCAGAUUGUGGUGAAUGUGAACCAGACUCUGGUGAACCUGCAAAAGGGAGGGAACAUUCUUAUGGAGGCACUCAGUAACCACAGGGAGACGCUACUGGAAGUGUUAUCUGACAGAAGCUGUGACAACUGCGGGGACGCUGCCAACACUGUACAGAGAAUGCAACUGGGGCUGAACUACAGCCAGGUUCCGUCUAUAGGUGAAUAUGUGAAUAAAUUAAACAGUGUGAGGAGAGUCAACAUACCUGGGAUUUUCCAAAGGAUACUUAAAGGUUUCAACAGUAUGCCAAACCUUGUGAGCGAUCAGACCAAAAGUAGUAUUAGCGAUAUUACUACUACCUUGGAUAGUACAGAGCAACAAAUUAAAUCCUAUGUAAACAAUACACCAAUAAAUCGAUAUAUUGACACAUUUGCUACUGCUGUACUGACCAUUGAAAACAUGACCACGUCGUAUGGUCAGAAGGUAGAACACUAUGAAUAUUACAGGUGGGUGUUGGGAGUUUUCUUAUGUUGUGUACUCCUUCUGAUAACAAUCUGCACUGCGCUGGGGCUCAUUCUCGGAGUUGUGGGUCUCUACCUUCAAGACCCUGUGAAUAGCAGAUGGAGAAGGAGGAAUGGAUUUGGAUUCCUCCUAAUUGGGGUGUAUCUGACCUUUAUAUUGUCUUGGGCGCUGAUCAUCUUCGUGUUGAUCACCUUCUUGAUUGGAGGAAAUGUGCACACCCUACUGUGCAAACACUGGGUCAAUGGGGAUAUUUAUAGGUUUUUUGAUGACCCUCGCAAUCUACCCAGUAUGAACCUGAAAAUGCUACUUGGACUCAGAAACAGUUCCAACAUCUCGGAUAUGUAUGAUCAGUGCAAGCGUGGAAAACCAAUCUGGGACAUCAUUCAAAUUAGCAAUCCCAUGGAUUUGGAAAGUGCCUUCAACAUCAGCCAGUAUACAGCACAGCUUGAGGCGAAGAUCGAAAACUUUACUGUGGAUGUGGACGGGCUCAACAUGAUCUCCAAUAUUGCAUUGAGAGUUCUCACAGACUAUAACAACAGUGGAUUGGACCAAGUACCCUAUACUACCAUCCUGGCACAGAUACAAAAUCCUCUUCUGACAGUGGAUCUUGGGCAGUUUGCCACAGCUCUGGAAAGUCUUUCAUCCAUCCAGAGUAAUGCGACAAUAAGAAGUCAGCUGCAGAACGAGUCAGUGGCACUGAGAGAUCUACAGAAUACCACUGUGCGAGAUCAAGAGGCUGACGUGAGUAAGUUGAACAGCAGUCUCCAGUCUCUGGCUGUGUUGGCCCCAACCCUUAAGGUUCGGAUAGUCCGUACAAUCCAGGAUGUCAACACUGUAAAAGGACCUUUACUAGAAGGGACCAUUGGCCUGCUGAAGAAUGAGAGCAAGUGUCAGCUGCAUCAGUCUCUAGAAUAUUUUACGCAGUACCUUGACUGGGUAAACCAAACUAUAAUGCAGGACAUUGCAUCCUGCCGCUCCGUGCCUAUGACACUGGACAAUUUUCGUGUCAUCAUCUGUGAUAAUGUGGACGAUCCCUGGAAUGGCUUUUGGUUUUGUCUUGGUUGGUGCUCUGUCCUCUUGAUCCCUAAUAUCUUCUUGAGCAUCAAAUCUGCACAAUAUAUUGCCCCCAAAUCUCGAGACCCCAGCCCUGAAGAGGAGAAUCUAUUCCCACUAACACACAGCACAGAUGCUGAGAGACGCUGACCACAUGGCGGGUGAAACUGACCAACCACAGCACUCCGUAGUAAAUCUUCUAUGGAUUCCAUGUCACUGCUGCAUUAUCAUGGAACUGGGGAGUUGUUUUACAAGAUGUGCACUCAAGAGGUGCGAAUAUUCUUCUAAAUGAAAAUAAUUAUAUGGGAUACCAGGAACUUACCAUGUAUGUCUACAAUGAAAGGAUAGACUGUAAAUUCUGCAUAUAUUGUUUGCCCAGGUGACCUUGACCUUUUCAAGUAAUUGACUUUUCGGUGAGCCAUAACAUUACAGUAUAUCUGCAUUCACUGCUAUUUAAAGCAGUACAAGCUGAACUGGUGUGUUUGGUUCUGAGGGAGUAAGCACCACUGUCAAGGUAUAUCAUCACCAGGACCAGCACUGGCAGACAUAUCACUGCUGUGCCGUGAUUGGGCCACCUCCAAAAGACCUUCAUGCCAUCAGCAGCACUGUAAUCUAAACAGCCAUUUCCAAAAAGUGUCAAUGGAGGCAGGAAGCACCUCUCCCUCUUAUCAUUUAUGAGGUAGUUGGGUCAUUGGGUCUCUGAAAUGUAAACGUUGUUUUUUUUGCACUUUACUUUCCUUAUGUGUUACACAUUUAUCCCAUGUUUUUAAUAUUUUGGUAUUAAUGCUAGUUGCUCAUAUAGUAUUUGUAAAGACUAUGAAUAAAAGGUUCUUACGUUUGAAUGAAUUCUAUAUCAGUGUUGCACCACACACACACGCGCACACACUAACCUUUGUCAGAGCCGGACCUAGGCAUAGGCAAACUAGGCAAAUGCCUAGGGCAUUUUGUAUGCAUAGGGGCACAAGCAGCUUCUGCUGAUUAAAAUGAUACACGGCAUGCCUAUGUUCUGUGUGUGACUGCGGCUGUAUCUGCAUACAAAAUGCUACGUUACAGUAUUUCUGGAAAUCACUGUAACGUAGCAUUUCAUAUGCUACAUAUCAUUUUAAUCAGUAGAAGCUGCUUGUGCAUCCUAGCCACAUAGUAAUGCAAAUAAGAUGCAUUUUCAUCAAAAAAGGCACCCAAAGUUAGCAGAGCUGCUAGCUGACCCACGCCAGGCAUCUCCUGCUGCAUGGCAUAUUGAGGCAAGAUGUAUGUGGACACAUCUGUAUCCAAGCAGAGGCAGAGGUCACAGUGUUAGCGGCCAUGUGAGUGCUGUGUGCGGGUUGGUUGUGUAGUAGUGUGCGGCAUAUGUGUAAGGGGCAUUAUGUGUAUAAGGGCAUUAAUAAAGGUUGGCAUAAUUUGUAAUGCGCAUCAUGUUUAUAAGGACAUUAAUAAUGUGUCUCAUAUGUGUAAGGGGCAUUACUGUGUUGUAUUAUGUUUAUAAAGGCAUUACUAAUGUGUGGCAUUAUGUGUAUAAGGUGCUCUAUUGUGUGGCGUAACAUAUAGAAAGGUCACUUCUGUGUGGACUAAUGUGAAUAAAGAGCAACAUGGUGUGGUGUAAUUUGGAUAAGGAGCAAUUCAGUGUGAUAUAAUGUGAAUAAGGGGCACUACUGUGAGGAAUAACGUAUAUAAAGUGGUACUACUGUGUGAUGUAACGUGAAUAAGGAACACUAUCGCAUGAUAAAAUGUGAAUAAAGUUACACUACUGUGUGGCGU
Messenger RNA from Pseudophryne corroboree (corroboree frog), 4095 nucleotides. It is a transcript of the gene PROM2, whose product is annotated as prominin 2. Gene Ontology annotation, cellular component: plasma membrane; cell surface; prominosome. NCBI's taxonomy places the organism in Eukaryota, Metazoa, Chordata, Amphibia, Anura, Myobatrachidae. The transcript is spliced from 23 exons. The coding region runs from base 1 to 2490 and encodes 829 amino acids. Gene Ontology annotation, molecular function: cholesterol binding. The record is from RefSeq and is a predicted model, not a curated record.